UAUUCCGACUUCUUUCAUAACACUCUUCCCUGCAGUUAUAAUACAUAAAGAAAGCUGUUCAACACAUCGCUACUUAGCAGACCCACAUUCGGUUAAAGUCCGUAGGUGCUCUUUCUUUGCUGGCAAGAAAACUGCGAUGACAAUUGAAGUUAGUCUAUUAUUGAUCUGACUAGGCGCAUUGUGUGAAGCGCCUUCCGCCGUGUAGGCCAGAGCCUCGGCGCUGAAUUGCUAAAAUAAAUUAGAAACGUAGGCGCUACUUAAGCAAAAUGAGCGGACUUCAGACACCACAGGAGUUGGAGGAGAACCUGCGCCAGUAUCGGGAACAGCUGGCGCAGGUUGAGCAGCUGCUCAUGAUGGGCAGCGACGAGGAGAUGCCUGGACAAGACCUACAGGAUAUGUAUCAAAGCCUGACAGAGGUUAUACAAUUAACGGAAGAGCUGCUUAGAGAUGCCUUAGAGCAGCAGCGGAUUGCUAUGGCCGCAGCCGGCGCCAGCGCAGCUACGUCAGCAGCUGCCGCAACCUCAGCAGCUGAUGCGGAUGCCGCUGCUGCAGCUGCAGCUGCCGCUGGCGGCUCCGCUGCUGGGGGCCCCGUGGCAAAGAUUGUGACGCCGCCUGCACUCAACCUGCCCGCCAUCCUGCCCGCAUCCGUGGCAGAGCAGAUUCGCAAGGCGCAGAUCCGUGCUGCGCUGCUGGGUCAGGCGCCCGCCGAGUGGGCCAUAGGGGCGCCCUGCCAGGCGGUGUACAGCGCGGACGGGGAGUACUACGAUGCCACGGUGGAGGCGGUUUCGGAGGCGGGGAACUUCAUCGUGGUGUUUGAUGGCUACGGGAACAAGGAGGAGGUGGGGCUCACGGGUGUACGGCCGCGGCCCAGUGCGGAGGAGGGCUACCGGGGGGUUGCAGCCCCCAAGCGGAAGCGAGUGGAGGAGGAGCCCGUGGUCACGGAGAUACCCAAGUGGCUGGCCAUUAAAGAAACGGACGACGAGAAGACCAAGGCGCGCAAGAAGAAGCUGCUCAAGAGCUUUAAAUCCAAGAUCCGUUUUCAAAAUAUGGAUCUGGCGCAGAAGCAGAAGCAGGACAGCUGGCAGUCCUUCCUCAAGGGCAAGGGCAGCAAGAAGAAGACGGGGUUCCUGACAGGGUCGGUCAAGAAGGGUUCUAUCUUCUCCGUGCCGGAGGGGGUGCUGGGCAGCAAGGUGGGCGUCGUCGGCAGCGGGCGUGGCAUGACGGACUACGGCAAGAAGCAGAGACACGAGUUCCAAGAGGGAGAGGAGGACUGAGAGGGUGCGGGAGGAAAAUCCUGGAAAAGGUUUUUUGAGUUGGUUUCCAACCUUGCAAAGGGGGGCGGGGCGGGACUGCGGCAGGGCGUGGAUUGAGGGCGAGAGGCAUGUCGUUGCCGGGGAGACCCAGGACUUCCCGGGCUAUUUUUGCAAGGAAGGCCUGGAAGCAUGUGUUUGAGCGUGCGUAUGCUGCGAAUGGCUACACUCACUGGUCAUACUGAAGUAGCGCAGUUCCAUCUGGUUGUACUGGGGUACGGAGCGUUUGCCACGACGACCGUACUAAUUUCCCGACAAGAUUGAAUAGAACGAGGCGACAUGCAUCCAAGAAGGGUGGUGUUAAAAAACACCGAUUUUGUAUACGAAACGCAGUGAAAGAAG
This is a messenger RNA of Astrephomene gubernaculifera, 1652 nucleotides long. The record is from the annotation of a GenBank genome assembly. Lineage: Eukaryota; Viridiplantae; Chlorophyta; Chlorophyceae; Chlamydomonadales; Astrephomenaceae.